Protopterus annectens (West African lungfish) is the source of this 3089-nucleotide messenger RNA. Its product is annotated as zinc finger protein 708-like. Gene Ontology annotation, biological process: regulation of transcription by RNA polymerase II. The transcript has 2 exons. The coding region runs from base 222 to 2168 and encodes 648 amino acids. Lineage: Eukaryota; Metazoa; Chordata; Ceratodontiformes; Protopteridae. The record is from RefSeq and is a predicted model, not a curated record. Gene Ontology annotation, molecular function: DNA-binding transcription factor activity, RNA polymerase II-specific; RNA polymerase II cis-regulatory region sequence-specific DNA binding.
CCCAGCUGUUUUCUGCCUCUUUUCCUUCGCUUCUGUAAUUUGCUUUACUUCUCUCUCUCUUUCUGUCGAGGUGCAGACAGGAAUGCAGAGACCUGCAGUGGAGGUAACAUCUCCUACUAGCACUCACAUCUUAAGGUACUCUUGUUGACAAAAGAUAGCAAGGAAAUAAUACUGCUGGCUAGAGCACAGUCCUGUGCAGUACUAUUGCUCUGACUGAAGUCAUGAAAAAGUCUAAUGAAGUCAUUAGAGGGGGAAGAAAAAGAAAGGAUGGCACUGAAUAUCUUCUUAUUGGCAAAGAUGGCAUGCCGUAUACCUUUCUGGAGGCUGAUGAAAAAAAGCCCACCAAGCCAGUGAAACAACCAGUACGGGUCACACCACCAAGGGCUGCAAAGUUACGGAAUCUUCCUUCUCCCAAGACCAGUCAGGAGAACAUUUACCGGUGUAGUGAAUGUGAAGCUUGUUUUGAAGCAUCCAAUGAACUUCUGCAGCAUUAUCUUUUGCAUGUUAAAGAGAAGCCCUGUGAAUGUGACUACUGUGGAAAGUCCUUCAACUGUUCUUCCAGCCUGAUGCGCCACAGGAUGAUUCACACAGGUAAAAGACUGCACAAAUGCUCUCUUUGCCAGAAAGGGUUCAGAAGCACAGGGGAGCUUGUUCGUCAUCAAUCUGUGCAUACAGGAGAAAAGCCAUAUACAUGUGGAAUCUGCUAUGUGAAGUUUACACUGAAGAAGAACUUGAAAAGGCAUCAGCGAAAGCAACAUGAUGGACAAGACUCUGUCUCAAAACCACUCAGCAGUGAAAGCACAUUCCAAGGUCAGUCCUCUCAGCAUGUCUCUGAGGUGGAGGUUGUGCUUGAAGAUGACGAUUGCAGCCCACUCACAGAGGAAUCUGUGGAAGAGGAAGAAGUAGAAGAAGACAAAGAUGAAGAGGAAGCUGAAGAUGAGGAUAGCCAAAUACAAGUCUGCAGAAUUAAAGAGGAGCAUUUUUCUGACCUUUCCAGUGAAGUACCUACAUCAGAUUGGAGCCAGCAGAAGCUGUCAGAAUCCAGAAACCUUUUGAGGAGCACUCAUUCUGGUAUGCAGUUUGACCAGGAGAACAUGGAAGAUAAUGAAGUAGUCAAUAAUAGUAUUUCCCAUGGAGAUAUCAAAUUUCAGUGCUUGGCCUGCAAAAAGUUGUUUCUGACACAGGAUGUGUUACAGACACAUCAGUGCAUUCCUCCAGAAGCUUAUGGAAAUGACAGCUUCAUCACUUAUUGCACCUCCAGCCUUCGGGGACCCCAGGUGAAUGAUGGAGGCAUGUAUUUAAAUUGCUCCACUUGUGGCAACACUUUUAGGUGGUCAUCUACUUUACAGCAACAUCUAAGUGUGCAUCCGAAAGAGUGGCCCUUGAAAUGUGGAGAUUGCCAAAACAGGUACCGGCAAGUUUCCAGUCUUAGACCACAUCACGCAAGUGGCAGGUUAUUCCUGUGCAGUAUCUGUCAAAACACAUUUGAAGACUCAAAUGCAUUAGCAGCUCAUCAGAAAGUCCACUACAGAGAGCAAACAUAUCAGUGUGGAAUUUGCCAGGAAAGGUUUUCAGAACUGCUUUCUCUACAGAAACACCAGGAAAUGCACAAUGACGAAAUACCAACUGAGCAAGGUAUCUUCCAGAUAUCUAGUAAAGAACAAGCACAGCAGAUGUUAGCAAACAUACAUCACAAUUUUGAUGAGGGCAGUUCAUCAGGAAGGGAGGAUCUUCACCACUGGAUUCCACCAGAGGUCACUGAUAGCUUUCAAUCUGGUAAGAAACUGCACAAGACAAUCUCCAGCCUUACAGUACAUUACCUUGAGCACACAAAACACAAGCCAUUCAAAUGCCCAGUUUGUGGUGAGACAUUCAAAAAAUCUUCAUACCUUGAACAGCACAAACUUGUCCAUACUAGCAUGCGUCCCUUUAACUGUGUCAUUUGUCAGAAGGGCUUUCGCAACAGGUGUGACUUGCAGCGGCACCAUCUGGUCCAUACAGGUGAAAAGCCCUUUCAGUGUCCAGUAUGCCUUAUCAGGUUCACACAAAAAAGCCAUCUACAGCGACACAGGAGAAAACAGCAUGGUCAUAUGCCAGCAUGCUAUGAUGUUAUAAUGGACAUCAAAGGCCAGCAUGCUACCUCCUCCUCCUCCUCCUCCUCCUCUUAAAGAGACAGACGUUACCAGGUUUAAUGCAAGCGCAGCAGGGAGAGUAUCCUAAUACCGUUAAACAGGACAAAUGCUUACAUGUGAAAAGUCUGUGUCUUGCUUUUAAAAGACGACUUUAAUCAUAUCUACCAAGAAUCUUCACUGGAAACAAAAGUUUGGUCUUUAUGAGUGAUCUUUCACUUAUCUUUCAAAGUACUUAGUUGGUUAACUGUAAGUAACACAUUCCAUUCUGCAACCAGCAUAAUUUGACCUUAGUUGGUCAAUAAAGAUUAUGAAUCCCUUAUUACUAAUAUGUGGUCUAGAAACUAAUUUAUAUUUGCUGUCUACGCAUCAUUUUUCAGUAUUUUGACAGAAGUCAUGAGUUUACAACUGUUUACCUUUGUUACAAGUCUUCUCUAUGCUAUAUAUGUAACUACUCUAUCUUUGUCUCUGUAUGGUAUGGCAGUUGACCAUUUUUGCAUCUGUCCAUUUAGGGAAUGAAUUCCUAAAGUGGUAUGGAUGUGAGUGCACUGUUAUAUCUGUCUGUUCAGAGAAUGAAUUUCUAAAGUGGUACAGCUGAGAUUCCAUUGUUGUUAAAUGACCUGUGGGAACUUUUUAAUAAUUUACAUUCAAUGGCUUAAAUAUCAAGGACUCACAAGACUUGACUCCAAGAAUAUGCAACAAGCCUACUCUGUGAUGGAAUGAUUUUUAAAUCAUUGUGUGCACCUAAAAAAUGAUGUACCUAUUCAGAAUUGUAGCAUACAUGUUGACUUUAUGGGAUUACACUAUAACAAUGUAAACAUGAUACAGUUAAAAAAAAACUAAAAGUUUACAACAACUUUAAAAGUUGGCACAAUUUAAGUUCUGCCGUUAUGUUUUAACACUCAAGUACAUAUUGAUGUUACUCAGUUCCAUUGAGAUAAAGAGAGAUUAUUGAGCCAU